AUGGAUCAGAUCAGCAAUGCCAUGUUUCCGGGAUGGCAGUUCGUUAAGGAUUCGAUGCGACUGGUAAAGCGUUGUACAAAACCGGAUCGUAAAGAGUACCAAAAAAUAGCAGUGGCGACAGCGAUCGGUUUUGCAAUCAUGGGAUUCAUCGGAUUUUUCGUUAAGCUUAUCCACAUUCCAAUAAACAACAUAAUCGUUGGUGCCUGA
Messenger RNA from Soboliphyme baturini, 207 nucleotides. NCBI's taxonomy places the organism in Eukaryota, Metazoa, Nematoda, Enoplea, Dioctophymatida, Soboliphymatidae. The record is from the annotation of a GenBank genome assembly.